UCUCGUUAAUUCACGAUGCCGCAGAGCAUCAUCGCCAUGUUCCCCGCUAUCGUCUCAUCCUCUUCCCUAUUCCCCCUCCUUGGGUUCGUCCUCCUCAUCCUCUGCCAUUCCUCCCUCACCGGCGCCCAAAAUUUGGACCAAAUCUGCGACACGUCCGGUAGCUUUGCCGAUAACAGCACGUAUCAGUCCAACCUCAAACUCUACCUCUCCACCCUCCCCUCUAAAGGUUCAGUUUCCGGCUUCCUGAAGGAGGCAGUGGGAGAAGUCCCUGACAAAGUGUACGGCGUCUCCCUCUGCCGGGGAGAUGCCAACGCCAGCGAGUGCCGCGCCUGCCUCGACAAAGCCAGCCUUGACAUCCAACAGAUAUGCCCCUACAACAAGGGCGCCAUGAUUUACUACGACUACUGCCUCCUCCGCUUCUCCAGCCAGAACUUCCUGAACUCCACCGACAACCAGCAGGUGUCCAAGUACAACUCCAGCAGCGUCACCCAAGUUGCUCGUCUCAGCCAGCUUUUGCAUCUGCUGCUGAGCAGCGCCACCGAUUGGGCGGCGAAUUCCACCAAGAGGUUCGCCACAGGGGAGAUGAGCAACUUCACGUCGGAGUUCCCCACCAUAUAUGUGAUGGUGGAGUGCACUCCGGACCUGUCACCGAGCGACUGCAGCCAGUGCCUGCAGUCGCUGUUCGACCCACUGCCGACGGAUAUGGUGGGAAAGCAAGGAGCGAGGGUGCUCGGAGUGAGGUGCAUCAUUAGGUAUGAGUUGUCCGCCUUCUACCGAAUUCCCUCCAUGGUGAACCUUACGGCUCCGUUGGAGGAUGCGACACAACUCCCGUCCGACGGAAGCGAAGGAAAGAAGAAGAACGCAGCAACGACAGCUUUAGCAAUCGCGAUACCUGCAUUUACAGCUCUACUUAUACUCUCCAUUAUUUACAUUUGCUACUGGAGGACGAGGAAGCGGAUAGUACAAUCAGCUUAUGAAACUGGCCCGGAGCUGAUCACUGGUGUUGAGUCACUGCUGUUUGAUCUAUCUACGCUGCGACUUGCAACAGCCAACUUCUCUGAAGAGAAUAGACUUGGAGAAGGGGGUUUCGGAGCAGUCUACAAGGGACGGCUACCCGAUGGACGAGAAAUAGCAGUCAAGAAACUGUUGUACGCUGGACGAGGACUCGGAGAGCUGCAAAAUGAGCUGCUGUUGGUUGCUAAGCUCCAGCAUCGGAAUCUCGUACGACUUCUGGGAGUUUGCUUCGAGGAAGAGAAGAUGAUUGUGUAUGAAUAUGUGCCCAAUAGAAGCCUGGACAAAUUUCUCUUUGAUCCUAAAAGAAGCGACCAACUACGUUGGGGAGCUCGAUACAGGAUCAUUCGUGGAAUUGCUCAAGGCCUGCGUUACCUGCACGAGGAAUCUCAGCUAAAAAUCAUACAUCGGGACUUAAAAGCCAGUAACAUCUUGUUGGAUGCGGCUAUGAACCCAAAGAUCUCAGAUUUUGGAAUAGCAAAGCUGUUUGAUGCGGACCAAACUCAAGAUACCACGAAGCGAGUCGUGGGAACUUUUGGAUACAUGGCGCCAGAGUACGUGAAGCAUGGCAAGUUCUCGGUCAGGUCGGACGUUUUCAGUUUCGGCAUUUUGGUUUUGGAGAUUUUGACUGGAAUCAAGAACAGCAAUUCCUAUAAUUCUGAAUAUCGCGAAAGCCUUCUGAGCUAUGCAUGGGAGAAAUGGCGAGGUGGAUCAGUCUUGGAGAUGGUCGAUCCAGCCUUGGAUGGUCACUACCAAGGAAGCGACCUGUUAAGAUGCAUGCAGAUCGGGCUGUUAUGUGUGCAGGAAAAUCCAAAUGAUAGACCGACGAUGUCAACGGUAAUUACGAUGCUAAACAGUGGAAUUGCCUUUCUCCAAGCACCUGGGCGACCUGCAUUUUAUGUGGAAAAGGAGGAAAAGGAGGACGUGAAUGUAGAGUUCAGUGCCAACGAUGCCAGAACUGCAAUUGUUGUAUGUGACGGAGAAUGUAAACCACUUCCGGCGUCAUCAACCCAAGUUUCAGUCACAGAACAACAGGCUAGAUAGAAAGAAACUGACAAAAAGCUUCAGCAGCGUAGAGUGUUAGCAGGACGCAAGCAAGCAACCGAGACACUAUUUUACGUUUGAACUUUUGAGUGAUAAUUCAGAUUUGCGUAUGCACUCGAUCGAUAAUUAAUUCUGGGGAGCACAGCAUCAGAGGUAAUGUGUAUCAAUCAUGUGCUUGAAUCAUGAUUUUUUUUCUCUCUCUCUUGGCAUCUUGGAUUUGCUUGUUGACUCCGAAACAAAGAUGCAUACUCAUCUUCUGGACAAUCUCCAUGAUCAUGACUCUUGCCGGAGUCUAGCCAGCUUUAUGUAAUGUCCAGAUCUAAAUCUCAUGAUUACGAUUGACUAAAUCAGCACGCUUAAGCUAUUGGUUUUACCUUUCUAGAUUUGAGAACUUGGUUUUAUUCUCUAGAACCAAGGAUGAACUGUAAAGUCAUAAAAACUAAAGUGAACAUUUUCUUGCAAA
Messenger RNA from Musa acuminata AAA Group (dessert banana), 2518 nucleotides. RefSeq names its product cysteine-rich receptor-like protein kinase 10. The transcript is spliced from 8 exons. NCBI's taxonomy places the organism in Eukaryota, Viridiplantae, Streptophyta, Magnoliopsida, Zingiberales, Musaceae. The record is from RefSeq and is a predicted model, not a curated record. Bases 16 to 2055 code for a protein of 679 amino acids. Gene Ontology annotation, biological process: protein phosphorylation. Gene Ontology annotation, cellular component: plasma membrane. Gene Ontology annotation, molecular function: ATP binding; protein serine/threonine kinase activity.